AAGGCUUGAGGAAGAAACAAGAUCUUGAGCUGAGCAAGAACAUCCCAGCAUCUUCAUUGACUGUUUAAAGUAUAUUCUGGAAUCUUUUGUGGUUCACUGUUCCAGUGCUACAGAGAUUCUUUUUAGUACAUGGCAAAAGGGGUGGGUGAACACAGGAAUAGUGAAGACAACAAAUUAGUCAAGAACUUUUCUCUUAUCAUCACCUUUCCUCAGCAAGAAUGUCGGAAAGGGUUGACUGGUUACAAAGUCAAAAUGGAGUAUGUAAAGUUGACGUGUAUACACCAUAUGAUAGCCAGCCCCAGGACUGGAAAAUAUCGGAUGAAUCCUUGUCUGUUUUUAAGGAAGCCUCAACUGAUCCCAUCAGAGUGCUGAGCUGGCUCCGCCGAGACCUGGAGAAGAGUACAGCGGAGUUCCAAGAUGUUCGGUUCAAGCCUGGAGAAUCACCACUUAGUGGGGAGUCACCCAGCUUGGUAGACCCACGCAUGGGUUUCUCUGUGGACUACUACAAUAACACAAACAGGGGCACUCCAGGGAGACUGCAUUUUGAGGUGUCUCACAAAGAGAAACCAGCCCAGGGCUUAUCUACCCAAAUUGGUAAUGGGAGUUCAAUGGAUGAAGUUUCCUUCUAUGCCAACCGCCUCACAAACCUAGUCAUAGCCAUGGCCCGCAAGGAGAUCAACGAGAAGAUAGAUGGCUCUGAAAACAAAUGCAUCCAUCAGUCGGUUUAUGUGGGGGAUGAACCCCCACUCAACAAAAGUCUGAGCAAUGUGGCAUCGGAGCUGGUGAAUAAGACCGUCACUGAGUGUUCCAAGAGUGCUGCCUCUGAUAAGGCGCCAGGCUCUGGUGACAAAGCCUCAGCGUCACCACAGAGUCCACCAAAUUUGAAAUACAAGAGCACUUUGAAGAUCAAGGAGAGCACCAAGCCAAACAAGUGUCCAGAUGACAGGCCUUCUUCUAAGAAGUCUUACUUCUAUAAGGAAGAGUUUGAAUCUCGUAAUUCAGGGGAUGCCAGAGAGGGUGGAAAGUCCUUCUUACCUGGAGAGAGAAAGCUGUUUAGAGGACAGGAAAGGCCUGAUGAUUUUACAACUUCUGUGAGUCAAGGGAUUAUGACUUAUGCUAACAGUGUGGUCUCUGAUAUGAUGGUCUCCAUCAUGAAGACACUGAAGAUUCAAGUGAAGGACACAACCAUUGCCACCAUCCUGCUAAAGAAGGUACUAAUCAAGCAUGCAAAGGAUGUGGUCUCCGAUCUCAUUGACUCUUUUAUGAAAAACCUCCACAAUGUCACAGGAACCCUUAUGACUGACACAGACUUUGUCUCUGCUGUGAAAAGAAGUCUAUUCUCUCAUGGAAGCCAGAAGGCCACAGAUAUCAUGGAUGCCAUGAUGGGUAAACUGUACACUGUGAUAUUUUCUAAGAAAUCGCCUGGGGCUAUCAGAAGAACUCAGGGCAUGUCUGAGUGUUAUUCCCUUAUCUCUAAAGGGAUGGGUGGCCCCAAAAGUAGAAAUGUAAACUUUGCCAGCAUGAAAUCUGAAGGUAGAAUGAGAGAAAACACGUACACUGCUACAUGCAAGCCGGAGAAGGAGAAGAGUUGUGUUGAAACUUUGGGAGAGCAUUUUAUCAAAGAGGGAUUGUCCUUGUGGCACAAAAAUCAAAAUAAAGACGUAAAAUCUCCAGGUUUCCAGCGUGCAUCAUUCGACACUCCCAACAAACAGUUUCGACCAACCCCAGACAUUCCCUUGGAUCUUCCUCUGGAUACUUGUGGCUUCAGCCCCCCUAUGUGUCCCCAAGAGAAACCUGAGAACUUUAUGUGUGAGUCAGACUCCUGGGCUAAGGAUCUGCUUGUCUCUGCUUUACUCCUGAUUCAGUAUCACCUGGCCCAAGGAGGAAACAUGGACGCACAAAGCUUCCUUGAGGCUGCUGGCAACACCAGCUUGCCCAAAAAGUCCCCUACAGUUUGUGAGGAUCCCAGCCUUAAAUCUCCUCUUCUGGGUGGUCAAGAAGAAUCAGGAAAGAAGGAUCUAAUGAGCGUCUUCUUCAACUUUAUCCGGAAUUUACUUAGUGAGACUAUUUUCAAAAAUGACCGUUGUUCUGCUAAACCAGAACAGCCAAUGAAGGAAGAAAACUGCCAGUGUGAAAGGCCUGUGACCCCUUGUCCCAUCAAAACCUGUGAAGGUGAGGAGGUUAGUGAGCCCUUUGCUGGGCUGACCAAAAUGGUGGCCAACCAGUUCGAUGGCCAAAUGAAUGGGCAAGUGGUAGAACAUCUGAUGGACUCGGUGAUGAAGUUGUGUCUCAUUAUUGCCAAGUCCUGUGACUCUCCCUUGGCAGAGCUGGGAGAUGAGAAGUGUGGAGAUGCCAGCAGGCCAACUUCAGCCUUCCCAGACAGCUUAUAUGAAUGCUUACCAGUCAAGGGCACAGGGACAGCAGAGGCCCUCUUGCAGAAUGCCUACCAAGCCAUCCAUAAUGAACUGAGAUGUUCAUCGGGACAGCCCCCAGAAGGCUGUAUGGCACCCAAAGUGAUUGUCAGUAAUCAGAACCUCACUGACACAGUUCAGAAUAAGCAGCUCCAAGCUGUACUUCAAUGGGUAGCCGCAUCUGAGCUCAAUGUCCCCAUAUUGUACUUUGCAGGCGAUGAUGAAGGAAUCCAGGAGAAGCUACUUCAGCUCUCGGCUGCCGCCGUGGACAAAGGCCGCAGUGUGGGUGAGGUUCUGCAAUCAGUGCUACGCUACGAGAAGGAACGGCAGCUGGAUGAGGCGGUGGGUAACGUCACAAGGCUGCAGCUGCUGGACUGGCUGAUGGUGAACCUGUGAUUGCCACCUGCCCGCUGCUUCCCUCUUCCCUGACCCCUGCGUUUUUCUCAUGUCCUCGGCUCCCCUUCCCACAGAGCCCUAUCUUCCUACCACUCACAUUGAAGACCGUGCCAUCUUUCACAAGCCACUGGAUUUUGCACAUUUUCUUGUCCAUGCGAGCAAGGACAUAAAAUUAAAAAAUUACAAUUAAAGGGCAA
Erinaceus europaeus (western European hedgehog) is the source of this 3004-nucleotide messenger RNA. It is a transcript of the gene AKAP3, whose product is annotated as A-kinase anchoring protein 3. Gene Ontology annotation, molecular function: protein kinase A binding. NCBI's taxonomy places the organism in Eukaryota, Metazoa, Chordata, Mammalia, Eulipotyphla, Erinaceidae. Gene Ontology annotation, cellular component: cytoplasm; sperm principal piece. Gene Ontology annotation, biological process: intracellular protein localization. The record is from RefSeq and is a predicted model, not a curated record. Bases 219 to 2807 code for a protein of 862 amino acids. The transcript has 5 exons.